AUAAGGUCAGCUUUUCCGAGCUCUAAGCAGUGUCGCUGCGAUCGCUGCCGAGAAGGUCGAAGUAACGACAUAGAGGAUUGAGUGGAGGGAAUACAUUCUAUCCAAGUUUACGGGAAUAUUGUGUUUUGUGAAUAUAGGAAACAUAUCAAACUGGCUCAUCGAUGACAGAAUACAAACUGGUAGUCGUUGGAGCGGGUGGUGUAGGGAAAAGUGCACUGACCAUCCAGCUCAUACAGAACCACUUCGUAGAAGAAUAUGAUCCUACCAUAGAGGACUCGUACAGGAAACAGGUCGUGAUUGACGACGAAACAUGUCUGCUGGACAUUCUGGAUACUGCUGGUCAAGAGGAGUACAGUGCAAUGAGAGACCAGUACAUGAGGACAGGUGAGGGCUUCCUCUGUGUGUUCGCUGUAAACAACCUCAAAUCAUUUGAAGAUAUCAACACCUACAAAGAGCAGAUCAAGCGAGUAAAAGACGCUGAGGAAGUACCUAUGGUUUUGGUGGGAAAUAAAAUGGACCUACAGGAACAGCACAUGGUGGAGGACAAGGAUGCCAAGGCGCUGGCUAACACUUACAACAUCCCCUAUGUACGCACCUCUGCCAAGACACGGCAGGGUGUCGACGACGCAUUCUACUCCCUAGUACGCGAAAUCAGGCUAUAUAAAGACAAAAAAGGCAAACAUCCACGAAAGAAGAAGAGGUUAUGUGCGCUCAUCUAAAGUGACACAAAUUUUAUAUUGAAUCUUCUCUGAUAUAUAUAUAUAUCUGUACAACACCAGUUAUCUGCCCCUCUUUCUCACUAUGACCACUAGGUGGUGCAGUUAUUUUUAGCAACGACAUAAACAGGAAACAAUGAAAUUCAUUCAUAAUUGUCCUUAUUUUAUCAGAUUUUUUUUUUUCUUUACAAAUAUGUAGACUUAUAGAAACGGCUGAACAGAAUAUAAAUACAUACAUAUAAAUGUAGGAUUAUGAUUAUGCUUAAAGAUUUUUAAUGAUUUCAUGUUUUUGGUAGUGAACUACAUAGCUACAGGCUGUUUCACUUAAUCAAAUGUUUUAGUUUUUGAUAUUGUGAAGAAAAUAUUUCAAAAUUCUUUCUUCAUUUUAUUACACACAACAAGUCGUCCUGUAAAAUCAUUAAAUGACAAAAGUAAAAAAAAGUUUUUGAAGCAAACUAUUUAUCUAUGACUGGUGAAAACAAGCAUGCUAUGUUAAUAGUAUUUAAGUUGCAGGAAAUUGAUAUUUGGAUAAAAGAUAUACAUUGCAUAUGAUUUUUGUAUCAUAAAAAUAAUAUUUUCAUAUUAAGUUUUUAAUAACUUUUUCCUGACAUUUUAAAAGAUGACUCAGAAAUGGCGGUAAAGUGAUACAAGAAUCAUGAAAAUCUGUUGUAUAUUUCAUUCAUAAUCUCAAAAAUCAAGAAACUUGAUUAAGUGGGGCCAGAGGUUGAUUGUCUGCACAGCAGGGUCCAGUUAAAAUAUUUUUAGCCUAUGUCAAGAGUUGUUAAAGCAACUUUUCAAAAUAAUAUUGUUUAGAAAUUUCUGUGAUUUAGUUGUCUCUUGUGCUCCAGAGAUCAGAAUUAAAUCUUUAUACAAUGUACAUGCUGGUUUUGGAUUUUUAAUUUGAAUAUUUUUGAAAAGUUUAUUUGUAAAAAAGUUGCAUUUAUUUAUCGUUAAACUAAUCAUGCAUUUUUGUUUAAAGUCUAAUUUAUAAUUAAAGCAAAAUUCUAUGUAGUACAUGUAUAAUUAAAAAAAUAUUUGAUCUUUAAUAAAAAGUCAUAAUUUAAAAAAUAUGACCAUCUGAAAAUGAUUCACUGAAUAAAGUCAAAACUGUUAACAAUUUUGAGAAAAAUAUUUUAAUCGUAAAAUUUUCAUGAACUGGAGAUUAAGUUGACUGAACUUCUGAAACUCUGGGCUAGUAUAUUGUAGCCGGUAUAUUGAAGUGUUAAUGGUGACAUUUUGUUUUAAAAGUGGGUGUACAGUCAAGCCUCGUUGUACAUAAUGGCGAUCUUUUUAAGUUUACAGCCUUGUGGCUUAAAAUGUGUUGUAGUUCCCUGUAUUACAUUGUCAGUUUACAGCUUUCCCGGAAUUGUGUGUGAUUUCCUUUUUUGUACAGAGCACUGUUAAAAAGUCACCACCAUUUCUAUCUCAUAUCUUAGUGUAUUUUUGGUGUGCUUGUUUUUAUAAAUGGAAUAUGAUUUUUUUUUUUAUGGAUUAUCAACUAAGAGAUCAACAGAUGUAAGUAUUCUGGUAGGACAAUUUCUCCCCUGAUGGUGUAAAGAAUUAAAAUCCUUAGCAAGUUUGCAUCAGAUCUAAACCUACAGGGAGAAUUAAAAUCCUUAGCAAGUUUGCAUCAGAUCUAAACCUACAGGGAGUGUAAGGGGAACAUAUGUAACACCACGUUUAAGCACGAUAGGGUUGGAUUGUAUGCCCACGUUUAUAUCACUUUAUCCAAACUUGUCAAAGGUCAACUGCUCCACAUUGCCAUUGUACAUUCCUCCUUCAAUUACCACCUUCUAAUUAAGCUUUUAUACUGCGUGUCUUCGUCUUCGCGUCAUCAGAGCUUUUUUUACGGCAUUUGUUAGGUAGUGGUCUGUGCUUGUUGUGGAUGAAGUAACUUGGUGUGUGUUCAACUUGUCUCAUCUCAUAUCUGUUAUACAGUUGAACUGGUAUGGUGUAGACAUUGUGUUAUACCGACAUUGUGUUAUACCGACAUUGUGUUAUACCGACAUUGUGUUAUACCAACAUUGUGUUAUACCAACAUAGACUUAUACCGACAUAGACUUAUACUGACAUUGUUGUGUUAUACUGACAUUCUGUUAUACCGUCAUUGUCUUAUAUGGACAUAAUAUUGUACUGAUGUCUUAUACCGAUGUUACCUUGUACUGACGUUGUCUUAUUCCAACUUUACAUAAAAUUUCUCUGCUUUAAUGUU
Molecule: messenger RNA, 2928 nt
Organism: Mizuhopecten yessoensis (Yesso scallop)
Lineage: Eukaryota; Metazoa; Mollusca; Bivalvia; Pectinida; Pectinidae
Product: GTPase HRas
Exons: 8
Coding region: 162-719 (185 amino acids)
Biological process (GO): Ras protein signal transduction
Cellular component (GO): plasma membrane
Molecular function (GO): GDP binding; GTPase activity; GTP binding
Source: RefSeq, a predicted model, not a curated record